Balearica regulorum gibbericeps (East African grey crowned-crane) is the source of this 894-nucleotide messenger RNA. The record is from RefSeq and is a predicted model, not a curated record. Lineage: Eukaryota; Metazoa; Chordata; Aves; Gruiformes; Gruidae.
UGCAGCGAUCCCGACAACGUAGCUUUCUGCGUGCUGGCCACGGACGAGGAGGACGAGGGGGAUAUUGCUCUGCAGAUCCACUUCACCCUGAUCCAGGCCUUCUGUUGCGAGAAUGACAUUGACAUUGUGCGGGUGACUGAUGUUGCCAAGCUGGCUGCCAUCGUGGGGCCCAACGAGGAGUCUGGGGAGCCACGGGACCUCCACUGCAUUGUCAUCACGAACCCAAGUGAAGAUGGCUGGAAGGACCCAGCUCUUGAAACACUGAACUCAUUUUGUGAAGAGAGCCGAAAUGUCAAUGACUGGGUGCCAACCAUCACCCUGCCUGAGUGAUGGUGACCGGUACUUUGGGGAGGCUGAAACUUUUGUUACAUUCUCAACGUGGCGUGGGUUCACCGAAGUGUGCAACAAGCUGCUGAUUCCAUGGAUUAGCCUGGUCAAGAGACUGGAUUAAAGUCACUCAGACUGGCAUGCAGUGCGUUCUUACUGAGGAGAAAGAACAGCUCGCCUCACCAGUGAGCCUCAGUAGGCUGCAACCGUGGAGAGGCUGACAUACCAUGGAACUGAAAGAAGUAUUGCAAGUUUCCUGGUCAAGCGGAGCUGUUUCAGAAGGCAGAGAGGAAGUUUGGGGGAAGUGGGCCAAAACUUUCUGGGAGGACUGGACAGAGUAACUCAAGGAAAUUAGGAACUGUUGAUGCUGUCUAAAACAGAGAAGAAAGUUUCAAUAUUUGAUGGACUACUAGGGACUGGUUACUAAGACAAAUACAGAGACUCCAAAGCAGACAGACCUCAACAGUCCUCUUGGGUCACUCUGCAGAACUGGUUUAAUAAUGCAAUAAUUUUUAUUAAACUAUUUGCUGCUAUUGAAGCUUUCAUAAUAAAUCUUUUGACAAUUAA